UUUUAGAGUGCCAUCUAUCUAAUAUUGUUACACUAUAUAUGAAUUAAGGUUAUAUGUGAAUAAGGUUAUUCAAGCAAUUUUUAUAUAUCUUGUUGCUAGCUUAUUAUAUUAAAGCGGUGCGAUCGAUCUAAUUGUAACAUUAGAUUAUAUAAGAUUUAGUUCAUUGAACGUUUAUAAAUCUACAAAUAUAUUUAAUUUUUUCGUAUGACGACAAAUGAUCCAUGUAAAAAGUUUGCAUGUAAAUUACAGCAGUGCUUAAAAGAUAACGUAUAUCAACCAUCACGUUGCGAAAAAGUAUUAGAGGAAAUAAGACAGUGUUGCAUCAUACAUUUUGCUUCUUCAAUAGUUUGUGAUGGUAUAGAUAUUUCUAAACCAUACGAGCAUAAUACUGUAGAUUAUAGAAAAGCCCAGAAAUAGGAUUCAUCAUGAUGAACGAAAAAUUAAAAACUAACAUAAUCAGAGGUGUUAAUGUUUUUGCAGUAGGUCUAGUUCUAUGGACCUUAUAUCAAACUUCACAAGUACCAAAACUUCCAAAAAAGAAAUCAAA
Apis laboriosa (Himalayan honeybee) is the source of this 547-nucleotide messenger RNA. RefSeq names its product cx9C motif-containing protein 4. The transcript has 4 exons. The coding region runs from base 205 to 417 and encodes 70 amino acids. Lineage: Eukaryota; Metazoa; Arthropoda; Insecta; Hymenoptera; Apidae. Gene Ontology annotation, cellular component: mitochondrial intermembrane space. The record is from RefSeq and is a predicted model, not a curated record.